GUACUAGUAGUAUUAAAAACCUUCAGUCAGAGGAACAUUUUAAAUACUAUCAUCAUCAACUGUAUUCUGUCCCAAAAGUAAAAGUAGUGAGUAUUAAUAUUUAUUAUUAUUAUUAAUAAUUUAUUUAUGUAAUGGUAUUAUUAUUAUCAGCCCCAAGAAUUGUUCUCCACUUUCUAGUUUUCUAAUAAAAACAAUAAAACCCAGCAGUGGUGGUGAAUCUGGUGGAAGCACUGCAGUUUUGGAUGAUGUUAUACCAUCCCAAUCACUUUCCUUCCGUCUAAUCUCUUUCGGUGAAUACGGCCUGAAUUUGUUAGCGAUUUUAGCAUCUGUAUUUGAUAGGGAAUCGGGUUUGGGGGAAAUGGGUGAAUUUGGGGAAAUCUGAGGAAUUCCCCGGUUCCCCUUUGUUUGGGGGUAAGAAGAGCCGGAUUUGGGUAGGAGUGAAAAUUAGAGAAGAGAUGAAGGAGUUGAUUGGAGGUCCGGGUACGGUUUGUGGGUUCAUAUUAAGGGUUGCUCAAUGUGUGUGUGCAGCUGCAUCCAUUGGAGUUAUGGUUUCUGCUUUUGGGUUUUCCAAUUACACUGCAUUUUGCUAUUUGAUUGCAUCAAUGGGGCUUCAAGUCUUGUGGAGCUUUGGACUGGCAUGCCUGGAUGUCUAUUCUCUGAGAAUAAAGAGAGACCUAUAUAAUCCGGUGUUAGUGAGCCUCUUCGUCGUGGGCGAUUGGAGACCCGUGGAAGGAGAGACUUGCAAUUCUUUGUUUCAUUUUCAUGAGCGUGUUGGACUUGAAAAAGCUCAUAAACCACCAAAUCGAUGAGACCACUCCCCCAUUAGACUAGUUCUUUAAGCUUGAAUACUAUUCUUCUCUGGUUUUAGUCCUGUUUUUCUACCUCUGUGCAUUUGUUCUGAGAUAAACAUACCAUAUUGCAGGUCACUGCAACCCUAUCACUUGCGGCCGCAUGUUCAUCUGCGGGAAUUGCUGUGUUGUAUGCCAAAGACUUGAAAUAUUGCAAAGGUCCAAUGCAGUCGUCAUGUAGCAGAUUUGAACUGUCCAUUGCUCUUGCCUUCAUCACUUGGUGCCUCAUUGCCAUAUCUUCUCAUGUAAUGUUCUGGAUACUAGCCUCAGUUUAGUUGGUUUUAAGUUCCUUUCUCCAUUGGCCAAUAUAGCUCAUUGAGAGCUCUUCUUCCGCGUGUAAAUUGUGACUGCACCUUUUGGACUAGAGAAAAGAAAUUCAGGGCCUCUCCAGUUUGGUACGAUGGCCGUGCAAUUUUGCUUGUGGUAUAACAUCGGCAUUGUGGUGCUUUCCCAAUUGUCACUAAUUAUCACCCUUCCCAUCCCAUUGAAAGAAUUGUUCAUGAUGGACUUUUUUAAGAGUUUAGGGGGAAAAAAAAGGAAAAAGAAAAAAAAGAAGUUUAUUAAUUUUUACUCAUGUCUCAAAAUUAUUGUUUAGUUUAAAUAAUUUUAAUUCAAUUUAUACUAAAAAUGAAAAUCUAAACUGGACAGUAAUUUCUCUCGGAAGUAUAUAUACAGUUUGGUUCUUCCUGCGGCCCGAAAAGGCAAGCAAAAUGACAAAUUCCAUUUUUUUGCAGUUCUUGAAUG
This is a messenger RNA of Oldenlandia corymbosa var. corymbosa, 1592 nucleotides long. Lineage: Eukaryota; Viridiplantae; Streptophyta; Magnoliopsida; Gentianales; Rubiaceae. The record is from the annotation of a GenBank genome assembly.